Molecule: messenger RNA, 1504 nt
Organism: Sphaerodactylus townsendi
Lineage: Eukaryota; Metazoa; Chordata; Lepidosauria; Squamata; Sphaerodactylidae
Product: apolipoprotein A-IV-like
Exons: 4
Coding region: 182-1261 (359 amino acids)
Biological process (GO): lipid transport; lipoprotein metabolic process
Cellular component (GO): extracellular region
Molecular function (GO): lipid binding
Source: RefSeq, a predicted model, not a curated record
CUGUCCACAGCUGCUAAAGUCCAAGAGCUCAGGAUGCGUCACUGCCUGUCUGCGUGGAAGUAGGAGAGGCCCUUGCAGGGCUAUAAAUACAGACGGGAAGGACAGAGCCGGAGCAGCAGCAGAACAAGGGCAACCGCUUCUCAGAGUCCUCCCAGCCUCGAAACAAACCCCACAACAGAGGAUGGAGCUGAAGGCAGCAGCCUUGGUCUUCGGUCUCUUGGCCAUUGCAGGGGCCCAGGCGGAUGUCAGUGCUGACCAGGUGGCUGACGUGGUGUGGAAAUACUUCACCCAACUGGGCAGCAAUGCCAAGGAGACAGUGGACCAGCUCCAGCAGUCAGACAUCAGUCAACAGUUCAACUCCCUUUUCCAGGGUGCCGGCGGCCUGCAGAGGCAGCUGAUCCCCUUUGCCACGGAUCUACACGCUCGGCUGGCUGAGGACUCUCGGAGGCUGAAGGAGCAGAUCCGCCAAGAGCUGCAGCAGCUGCAAGCUCAGCUGUCCCCUUUUGCCGACGACAUCCACCAGCAGAUCAGCAGGAACAUCCAGGAGCUGCAGACCAAGCUGAGCCCUUAUGCAGAGGAGCUGGGCAAGAAGGUGGAGAAGAACACAGCUGACCUGCAGCAGCAGCUGGUCGUCUUCAGGCAGCAGCUGCAGGCCAAGCUUGAUGAGAACAUCGGCAACCUCCGCACCUCCGUAGCCCCGUACGCCGACGAGCUGCAGCAGCAGAUCAGCCAGAAAGUGGAGGACACCAAAAUGCAGCUGGCCCCCUAUGCUGACGAGAUCAAGGCCAAGGUGGACGAGAGCGUGGAAGAACUGCACAGGAGCCUCAGCCCCUACGCCCAGGAGGCACAACAGCAACUGACCCGCCAGCUGGAGGGACUCUCCUUCCAGAUGAAGAAGAGUGCCGAGGAACUGCGGUCUCAGCUGUUGGAGCAGACCGAAGAGCUGCGCCUGCGGCUGAGUCCCUAUGCCAAGGAGCUGCAGGAGAAGCUGGAGGAAGGCAGGGCAGACCUGCGUGAGUCUCUGACCCUCUAUGCCCAAGGCCUGGACAGCAAGGUUGGAGAGCAGAUGGAAGAGUUCCGCCAGACUGUGACGCUCUACGGGCAGAACUUGAACCGGCUGCUGGUGCAGAACAUGGAGGAGAUGAGGCAGAAGCUGGAGCCCCACACGGGCAGCGUGGAGGACCAUCUCGUGUUCCUGGAGAAGGAUGUGAGGGACAGGCUCAACUCCUUUUUUGACAGCCUCAAGCAGCUUGGAAACUAGCGAGGAUCUUUUGUUUCCUACACAGCCCAUAAUAGUCAAAAGUCUAGCAUUUUCUGGAUCCAUCAUGGCUUCAGGGUUCCUACGUUUUGUUUCCUGCUUCCCACACUCCCAAAGGACAUGGAUGAGAAGUUAGCAGGAUUCGGGACUGUACAGUGGAGCGUAAUGGAGGCUUUUUGUCCCUGAAUCUGGUGGGGUGGGGGAGGGAUAUCUCGGUUGCUCUCUUGGUGCUCACCAUUUCCCUGC